CCUCCAGCGCGCGGGGCUGGGUACGGCGCAGCAGGGGCGUCGUCGGGCAGCUCCGCGAUGUCCUCGUCGGGCAGCUACGGUGGAAGUGGUGGGGGCGGCUACCCCGCUCCAGCCCCAGGCUACGGCGGGUCCGGCGCCUCCUCCGGGUCCAGCAGCUCGGCGAUGUCUAACUCCGGAAGCUACGCCGCGGGCGGCGGCGGCGGUGCCUACGGCGCGCAGCCCGCCCCCGCCCCCAGUCCCGCCCGCGUGCCCGCGUACGGGGGCGCGCCUGCCGCCCCCGCCGGUGAUUACGGUGGUAGCAGCGGGGGCGGCUAUGCAGCGCCGCGCCCUGCACCUCCACCAGCUUACGGUGGCGCGGGCUCGUCCUCUGGCUCGAGCAGUUCGUCCUCAGCAUCGUCAGGCAGCUACAGUGGCGGUGGCGGCUACGCCCCCGCCCCCGCCCCCGCGCGAGUCCCGGCCAAGUCCCCCGGCUACGGCGGCAGCAGUGCCAACAGCGGCGCCUCGUCCUCGGCGGGCAGCCUCGGCCACGGCGGGGUGCAGCCCCCGCGCCGCGUCUACGGCGGCAACUCUGUGGGCGGCGCGACGCAUGGCCAGGUCAUCACCCUGCCGGGCGGCGGCCAGCGCCAGACCAUCACCAUCCCCGUCACCUUCACCACGCAGCCCAGGCCGCCCACCACGGGCCAGAUCACCAUCACGCCCAUGUACAGCGGCAGCCAGUCGGCGGCGCACUCCGCCAGCAAGAACACGAUCGUGGUGGUGGUGAAGGGCGUGCCGCAGCAAGGCGGCUCCUACAGCAUGGAGGGCCGGCCGACGCAGACCAUCGUGAUCCGCCCCGAGGGCGCCUCCUACGGUGGCAGCAACGCCGGCUCGGCCAGCAUGUCCGCGAGCCAGAGCUCGGCCGGGAGCUACGGCAGUGCGGGAGGGCGUCCAGGGUGCUCUGUCUGUGAGGGAAGCAGACCCCCUCCCCCACCACCGCCGUCGUAUGAACCACCGCCUCCGCCUCAUGGACCGCCCCCAGGGCCUCCCCCGUACGGACCGCCACCACCGCAUCAUGGACCUCCCCCAGGACCUCCCUCUUACGGCCCUCCACCGCCACCACCUCACGGACCUCCUCAUGGACCUCCUCAUGGGCCACCCCCAGGCCCUCCGCCUCCGGCUUACGAACCGCCACCGCCUCCUCCACCAUCCACGCCGUACUCGCCACCACCGGAAUACAGCCCUCCACCGCCACGGCAGCCAGAAGGCCCGCCGUCGUACGGAGGGUCCUCUUCGGGGUCCUCGUCGCAGUCGCAAAGCUCCUCCAGCGCGGGCAGCUACGGAGGAUCGUACUCGCCGGCCCCGCAGCCUGCAUACCAGCCGCCCCCCGCCGAGCCCGCUGUGCCCUUGCACGGUGAUGGCCAUUCCGGCGCCUACUCGUCCAGCUCGUCGUCGUCCCAGGCCUCCAGCUCGGCGGGGAGCUACGGUGGCUCUGGCGCUCCGCGACCGCCGUGCUCGACCUGCGGCAAGCCCGCGCCGCCCCCGACGUACGCCCCUGCACCACCCCCGACGUACGCCCCCGCGCCGCCCCCGACGUACGCCCCUGCACCACCCCCGACGUACGCCCCUGCUCCACCCCCAUCUUACGCGCCGCCCCCGACCUACGCUCCAGCUCCGCCCCCCACGUACGCCCCUGCACCACCCCCACCGCCGUCCUACGGAGGGUCGUCGUCUCAGAGCCAGGCCUCGUCGUCGGCCCAAAGCAGCGGUGGGUCGUACGCAGCCAACCCCAGCAGGCCCACGACGUGCUCGGUGUGUGGGAAACCAGUUCCGACAGUACCGGCCUACGCCCCCGCGCCGCCCCCCGCCUGCGCCGACCUACGCCCCCGCGCCGCCCCACCGCCAGCGCCAACGUACGCCCCGGCUCCACCACCAGCCCCAGCACCCACGUACGCGCCUGCGCCGCCCCCAGCCUAUGGUGGAUCCUCUUCGGGGUCGUCCUCGCAGAGCCAAGCGUCCUCCAGCGCACAAAGCGGCAGUGGCGGAUCCUACGGCAACCGGCCGUCCUACCCGCCGCCGCCGCCGCCCUCGGCUCCCGCUGCGCCGCACCGCCCCCCAGCCCCCGAUGCGGCUCCGUCGUACAGCGGCAGCGCCGCGCAGUCAUCCAGCCAGGCCAGCAGCUCGGCGGGUAGCUACGGCGGCGGCAGUGGCGGAUACCAACCCGCCCCACGUCCGCCCCCGCAGGACUACUCCCCCGCCCCCGCUGCCCCCAGCCCGACGUGCUCGGUUUGCCAGGGCGUGCGGCCGCAGCCGGACGACUACGCCCCGCCGCCGGCAGAGCCCUCGACGCCCCCUGCGACCCCGCUCUCGUACGGCGGCUCCUCCUCGAACGCCGCGAGCGGCUCGCAGGCCGGCAGCUCCUCGGGCAGCAACGGCGGGUACGCCCCGCCACCGCCGGCCACCCCGUCAGGCCCCUACGGCGGGGCGAACUCUGGAAGCCAGGCCGGAAGUAGUUCCCAGGCCGGAAGUGGUUCCAGUGGCUACUCUGGCGGUGCCUCCGCGCCGUACUCCAACAGCCCAGCGCCCUACUCGGGCGGUGGCGGCAGCGGCGCGCAGAGUCAGGCCAGCAGCAGCAGCUCGGCCAACAGUGUGGGCGGCGACUUCGUGUUUCCGGACGAGAUGCCGGCGAGGCCGUCAAUGCCGUACUCUAGUCCGGCGUACGGCGGCGGCGCGAUGUCCGCCGCGAACAGCGCCGCGCAGAGCAGCGCGUCCAGCUCGUCGGGGGCCCAGGGCGGCGGCGCCUACGCACCCACGGCCAACGAGGUGGUGCCUGCCCAGGGCGCCGCCAACAGUCAGGCGGCGGCCGCGUCCCAGGCCGGCAGCCAGGCCGGAGGUCACGGAGGUGGCCACGGAGCGGCGUCUUCAUCCUCCAGCUCGUCAAGCUCGUCCAGCUCCAGCUCUGGAAACGGAGGGUCCAGCUCCAGCUCCUCUUCCUCCAGCUCUAGCUCGAGUAGCUCGUUCGGGAAGUGAUCGGGGAGAAACAUCAAUACACGCGGUGUUGUGUGGAUGAAACAUGUGUUCCUAAAUGUUAAGGCGUGUAUUUAGAGCGGCCGUUCGAAACAUUGUAAGCAACUACUUUUCCCAGUGUAGAUCUCUCUACCCAAAGUCUGUGAUAAAAGGAAGUGGCAAAAUACUGUUUUAUUAUUUAUUCCUCUCAUUAUUCAAUAAAGAAACGGAUCAAGUAUA
Messenger RNA from Thrips palmi, 3222 nucleotides. Its product is annotated as extensin-like. The record is from RefSeq and is a predicted model, not a curated record. NCBI's taxonomy places the organism in Eukaryota, Metazoa, Arthropoda, Insecta, Thysanoptera, Thripidae.